CAACUGGAACGUUAACAACAAAGCCUCGCGUGCAAAUCAAUUUACUCAAUUCAAUAAAAAAAAUUGUUUCACAAAAAAUAAUUGUGCCACCAUGGAGAUAUGGAAGAUUUUGUAUUUACUUUUUGGAACGUUUACACUUUUAACAGAACGAAUCGUUGCCCAAAUUAAACCACAACAAAACCCAACUUUUCUUCGUUUAGGUUCUUUCGGAAAUCAACCACCACCACGUCAUGAUACACCAGCCUCAUCUUGUGACUGUUCAUGCGGAAUAGUUAAUGAUGAUCAAAGAAUCGUCGGAGGACACACCGUAAAAGAAAAUGCUUACCCAUGGAUGGCUAGAUUAUCAUAUUUUAAUCGUUUUUAUUGCGGUGGAAUGCUUAUAAACGAUCGUUAUGUUUUAACAGCAGCACACUGCGUCAAAGGAUUCCUUUGGUUUUUAAUAAAAGUAACCUUCGGAGAGCACGAUAGAUGCAACGACAACGACCGACCAGAAACCAGAUUCGUUUUGCGAGCAAUCGCUGGAGCUUUUAGUUUCUUAAAUUUCGAUAACGAUAUCGCUUUAUUGCGGUUAAACGAUCGCGUUCCAAUCACGAAAAAAAUCUCCCCGAUUUGUCUUCCAAAAUCGAAAGAUAACCUUUACGUUGGGUACAAAGCGACGGCGGCCGGUUGGGGGACGUUAAAAGAAGAAGGAAAGCCAUCGUGCUUAUUACAAGAAGUUGAAGUGCCCGUAAUCAGCAACGAAGAGUGCAGGAUGACGAAUUACAGUACGAAAAUGAUUUCGGAUAAUAUGAUGUGCGCUGGUUAUCCAAAAACGGGGCAAAAAGAUUCUUGUCAAGGUGAUAGUGGAGGGCCUUUGAUUACAAAACGACAAGACGGAAGUAGUAUGUUCGAAUUAAUCGGUGUUGUUUCAUGGGGUAAUGGAUGUGCAAGACCCGGUUAUCCAGGCGUUUACACGCGGGUUACGCGCUAUUUAGAUUGGAUAUUGGAAAAUUCGAAAGACGGGUGCUUUUGUGAAGAUUAAAAUUUAAUUGUGAUUGUAUAUUGUUAUUAAGAUAACGUAAUAAUAAUGGAUAAUAAUAAUAAUAAUAAAGUGCUCACUCCAAAUGUAUA
This is a messenger RNA of Onthophagus taurus, 1110 nucleotides long. Its product is annotated as venom protease. Gene Ontology annotation, molecular function: serine-type endopeptidase activity. Lineage: Eukaryota; Metazoa; Arthropoda; Insecta; Coleoptera; Scarabaeidae. The record is from RefSeq and is a predicted model, not a curated record. Gene Ontology annotation, biological process: proteolysis.